AUGCCAAAACGGAAGAGGGCAUCAGAACUCACCAAUGGAGACUCUGAAAUACCGACGUCCGUUGCGCCGCCUCCCGCUCUACCGCGUCGCCGAUCAAGUACAAGGAAAGCAUUGCAACCUGCUCCUGCUGCGGUCGAUCCCAAUCCCGACACCAAUGCUUUUAUAAAGGACGGACAGAGCGCUCUUCGCGCGUCGCCCGAUGGCGAGGUGGCGCCUAAGCCCAAGAAGACCUCAAAGGGUGCCAAGAAGGCAGUCAAAUCCUCCGCCCCGCUGCUCAAACAAGAAGAGGUUGAAAAUGCUGUCCCAGCAAUUGUCACUGGUGAGAGCCAGGGUCAGGGUCUCCCAGACCCUGAAGCCGAAGGUGACGAAGAGGCAGACGCUGAGGAGCUGAAAGAGGCCUUGGCACGACCACCUCCUGUCAACAGCUCGUACCUACCCUUGCCAUGGAAGGGAAGGCUGGGCUACGCCUGCCUGAACACAUAUCUGCGAACUGCAAAUCCUCCGGUCUUUUCAUCGCGGACGUGUCGCAUAGCGUCAAUUCUCGAACAUCGACACCCCCUGAAGGAUUCAUCCCAAUCAGAACACCCGACCAAGAAUCGGCCGGAUAAGGAACAGCCAGCAGACAUUGCAAGAGGUCAGGCAUACGUCGAAGGACUGGGUCUAGCCAACGCCCGCGACAUCGUCAAAAUGCUUCGGUGGAAUGAACGAUUCGGCAUCAAGUUCCUAAGACUCUCAUCUGAGAUGUUUCCCUUUGCCUCGCAUGAUGUCUACGGUUAUAAGUUGGCGCCCUUCGCCUCCGAGGUACUAGCAGAUGCUGGUCGUGUCGCAGCCGAGCUGGGACACAGACUAACCACCCAUCCCGGGCAAUUCACGCAGCUGGGCUCUCCACGUAAGGAGGUUAUCACCGCCUCCAUACGUGACCUGGAAUUCCACUGUGAACUCCUCGACCUGCUCAAAAUGCCUCCUCAGCAGGAUAGGGACGCCGUUAUGAUUCUGCAUAUGGGUGGAAUUUUCGGUGACAAGGUCGCCACGCUUGAGCGUUUCAGAGAGAACUAUGCCAAGUUGUCCGACCCGAUCAAAAAGCGACUGGUGCUCGAAAACGACGAUGUAUGCUAUAGCGUUCACGACCUGCUGCCCAUUUGUGAAGAGCUCAACAUUCCAUUGGUGCUUGACUUCCACCACCACAACUUGGUCUUCGACGCUGACAAGAUUCGUGAGGGUACGCUAGAUAUCAUGAAUCUCUACGAUCGCAUCCGGGCUACAUGGACUCGCAAAGGCAUUACACAAAAGAUGCAUUACUCGGAGCCUACCCCGUCGGCUAUCACCGCUCGACAGCGCCGGAAGCAUAACCCCCGUGUUGCGACCCUGCCACCAUGUGCACCCGACAUGGACCUGAUGAUCGAAGCCAAGGAUAAAGAGCAGGCAGUAUUUGAGCUCAUGCGUACAUUCAAGCUGCCGGGCUUUAAGACAUUCAGUGACAUACUGCCACAUGUCCGUGGUGAUGAGAAUAAGCCAUGGAAGCCGCCCAAAAAGAAGACGCCCAAAAAGAAGACGCCCAAAAAGAAGGUGGGGGAACAAGUCGAAGAGGAACCCGAACCACAACCCCCACCUUUAAUUCCCGAUGAAGAGGUCGCUAUGGGCGGGCCCGAGGGGCGAGUCUACUGGCCCCCAGGCAUGGAAGAGUGGCUUCGGCCGAAGAAACGCGAGAUCAAACCGAGAGACCCGGCCAAGAUCAAGUCUACGGCUCAGAAAGCGGCGGAAAAAAGAGCGGAGAAAGCUCAAUGGCAGGCUGCGAGAGAGGCCAGUGCUGAGCAAGACAGAGAUGCAUCAGCCUCCGUCAGCGCCUCGGAGCUUGUCAACGGCGCGACUCCCGUCAAGGAUCUGGCAGCCUCGAAAUCGGUAUAUGAUAAGCCAAAAGCCUCGAAGCCUGUGAGGGCGCCAAAGUCAGCUAAGAAGGCGAAACCUGCCCCCACGCCUAGUACAAGUGAGGAUGACGAGGCUGAAAACGGCGAUGACUUGGACAUGCCAGAUCUCACGGAUGACGAACAUGCGGCGCCGAUACAAGCUUCCAGGCCGGGUCGAGUCAGUCGUCGACAAAGUGGUAGAGCCACGAAGCGCGCCGUGAAUUAUGCAGAUGCGGACGAGUAA
Molecule: messenger RNA, 2148 nt
Organism: Cyphellophora europaea CBS 101466
Lineage: Eukaryota; Fungi; Ascomycota; Eurotiomycetes; Chaetothyriales; Cyphellophoraceae
Product: UV damage endonuclease UvdE
Exons: 1
Coding region: 1-2148 (715 amino acids)
Biological process (GO): nucleotide-excision repair; response to UV; mitochondrial DNA repair
Cellular component (GO): mitochondrion; nucleus
Molecular function (GO): endonuclease activity
Source: RefSeq, a predicted model, not a curated record